AUGGUCGACUACAAAACUUGGUUAAAGGAUAUUGACAACAAUACCAAAAUCUCGAAAUUGUCAAUCCCAGGAACUCAUAAUUCUGCUGCUUGUCAUACUGCAUUGCCAUCUGUUCAAUGUCAGGGGGCAAGUGUCACUGAGCAAUUGGAGCAUGGAGUGAGAUUUCUUGACAUUAGAGUUGGAAAAUUGUUUGUUGGUAAUGAUGUCAAGGACUUACAAGUUAUUCAUGGCAAAUUCCCUGUCAAGAUCCCUUUCCCAUUGAAAUUGAAUGAUACAUUAGAGGAAGUUUAUAAAUUUUUAGCACACAAUUCUUCGGAAACGGUAAUUGUGUCUAUCAAGCAAGAAGGGUCCGAUGAUUGGGACAAUUCUCAAGAUGAAUUUGGCAAAUUGAUUUGGGAUAAAUAUGUUAACCCAAAUAAGGACAGGUGGUAUUUGAACACCGACAUUCCAAAAGUUGGUGAUGCUAGAGGCAAGGCCAUUUUGUUCAGAAGAUUUGGUGUUCAAGACGAACAGUUGAAGAAACAGUUUGGGUUCUCUGCCUCGUCUUGGGCUUACAAUACCACCAACGAUGACCGUGGUCAGUUUGUGGUUCAAGAUUUUUGUGAAGUGAACAGUGCUGACGAUUUGCCAAAGAAGAUCGAUUACGUUAAAGAUUUGGCCAAGAGAGCACAAGACUAUACUUCUAAUAGUGAUGACAAAGUAUUCCUUAAUUUCACUUCGGCCUCGAAUUUUUUCGAUCAAUCAUGUUGGCCACAGCCUAUUGCUGAAGCUAUGAUUAAAGGUAAUAUCGAAGAAACUUUUCAUAAAGGUGUUGGUAUCAUUGUGUUGGAUUAUGCCGAAACUGACAACUGGAAGUUGCCUGAAGCUUUAAUUGAUACUAAUUUUUAG
Candida dubliniensis CD36 is the source of this 888-nucleotide messenger RNA. RefSeq names its product Fgr22p (gene FGR22). Gene Ontology annotation, biological process: lipid metabolic process. The record is from RefSeq and is a predicted model, not a curated record. Gene Ontology annotation, molecular function: phosphoric diester hydrolase activity. The transcript has a single exon. Bases 1 to 888 code for a protein of 295 amino acids. NCBI's taxonomy places the organism in Eukaryota, Fungi, Ascomycota, Pichiomycetes, Serinales, Debaryomycetaceae.